AUGUCGAACGAGAUGGAAGUCGAUCCCCCCGUCGCACAGGACGAGACCCCCGCGGAGUCGGGCCGCGGCUUCGAACCACAAACCCAGACAGGCGCCGUCGCUGUGCGCAGUAUCGAGGGGUGGAUUGUGCUCCUUUCCAAUAUUCAUGAGGAAGCAUCAGAGGAAGAUAUCACCGAUCUCUUUGCGGAUUACGGAGAGAUCAAGAACUUCAGCUUGAACCUUGAUCGACGAACUGGUUAUGUCAAGGGUUACGCCUUGAUUGAAUACGCGACCCUUCCCGAAGCGAGUGAAGCCAUCAAAAACCUGAAUGGUGCCAAACUGCUUGAUCAGACAAUUCACGUCGACUACGCAUUUGUUCGCCCACCACCCUCUGGCAAGGGUAAAGGUGGAGGACCCAAGGGCGGCCGCGGUGGCCGGGGCCGCAGCAGGAGUCCCAACCGGAGUCGUAGCCCGGGCGCUGGUGAUGAGAGAGAUUAA
Messenger RNA from Penicillium alfredii, 477 nucleotides. RefSeq names its product RBM8 family RNA-binding protein. Gene Ontology annotation, molecular function: mRNA binding. The record is from RefSeq and is a predicted model, not a curated record. Bases 1 to 477 code for a protein of 158 amino acids. The transcript has 2 exons. NCBI's taxonomy places the organism in Eukaryota, Fungi, Ascomycota, Eurotiomycetes, Eurotiales, Aspergillaceae. Gene Ontology annotation, biological process: RNA splicing. Gene Ontology annotation, cellular component: nucleus; exon-exon junction complex; cytoplasm.